Messenger RNA from Pseudomassariella vexata, 696 nucleotides. RefSeq lists its product as uncharacterized. Lineage: Eukaryota; Fungi; Ascomycota; Sordariomycetes; Amphisphaeriales; Pseudomassariaceae. The transcript is spliced from 2 exons. Gene Ontology annotation, molecular function: mRNA 5'-UTR binding; small ribosomal subunit rRNA binding; structural constituent of ribosome. Gene Ontology annotation, cellular component: mitochondrial small ribosomal subunit; ribosome. Bases 1 to 696 code for a protein of 231 amino acids. The record is from RefSeq and is a predicted model, not a curated record. Gene Ontology annotation, biological process: ribosomal small subunit assembly; translation; maturation of SSU-rRNA from tricistronic rRNA transcript (SSU-rRNA, 5.8S rRNA, LSU-rRNA).
AUGGCCAGUUUGCUAGUGCGCCGUCUCUCCUCCCACUACGCAGAAGACCAACCGCCGACACCACCGCAAGAACCAGCGUCGCCGAGGACUACAUUUUCCUCUCUUCGCCCUAAGGCGAGCGAACCGCCCUCCUCGCCUUCCCUACACAGCUUCAGGCCAUCUCCCAAACCGGUCAAUCCCCUGCAGCAUGUGGCCCAGAUUCUCUCCAUCCCUAAAAACUCGCAGCAGCUUGCGCAGGACAUUGCCGCACGCGCAUCAAACUUGCCCACCUCAUCCGAGCUAGCGGCUGCCGAAGUCGAGGGUAAGAAGAAAGACUGGGGACCUGAGCCAUUCCACUUCCACGUCUACGGGCACAAACACAAUACGCACAUCACCGUCACAAAGCCGGACCGCAACGCCAUAAUUUCAAUAUCGACUGGCCAGAUUGGCUUUAAAAAGGCGAAACGAGGCACGUACGAUGCAGCGUACCAGCUGUGCGCGUACGUCAUGGAUAAGUUGAACCAGGGCGGAUGGCACAAGGAGAUCACACAGAUGGAGGUUGUUCUGCGGGGCUUUGGCAAUGGACGAGAAGCUGCUACGAAGGUGUUACUUGGAACAGAGGGGAAGUUGCUCAGGAAUGCGAUUGUGAAGGUGUCUGAUGCUACGAGGCUCAAAUUUGGUGGAACGAGGAGCAAGAAGCCCAGACGUCUGGGUUAG